This is a messenger RNA of Naegleria lovaniensis, 2403 nucleotides long. RefSeq lists its product as uncharacterized. The coding region runs from base 1 to 2403 and encodes 800 amino acids. Gene Ontology annotation, biological process: protein autophosphorylation; peptidyl-serine phosphorylation; autophagosome organization. Gene Ontology annotation, cellular component: cytoplasm; autophagosome. The record is from RefSeq and is a predicted model, not a curated record. Lineage: Eukaryota; Heterolobosea; Eutetramitea; Acrasida; Naegleriidae. The transcript is spliced from 9 exons. Gene Ontology annotation, molecular function: protein serine/threonine kinase activity; ATP binding.
AUGGAAAACUACUAUGUCAUUAAAAUUUUGGGAAGAGGUUCCGAAGGACAAGUCGUAUUAGCCGAACAUAAAAAAACACAAGAACAAAUUGCCAUCAAACGUAUGGAAUGGGCAAGUUACGAAGAUGCCAAUAUUCAUCUCAACGAAGCUCAGAAACUCCGAGAUCUCUCUCAUAAAAAUAUUAUCAAAUAUUUGAGUGUCUUUCUUCAUCAAUAUUCAAAGAAGGCAGAGACACUCUAUGUGUGUUUGUGUUUGGAAUAUUGUCCUGGAGGAGAUUUACAACAAUUGAUAACGUCAACGAUUAAGAAAGGAAAGAUGAAAGAAGAGGCUAUUGUCAAUUAUGCAGAACAAAUUGCAGAGGGAUUACGAUAUUUACAUGAACAUAAUAUUAUACAUCGAGAUUUAAAACCUCAAAACAUUUUAAUUGCUUCGGAUGGUGUGUUGAAAAUUGGAGAUUUUGGAAUUUCUCGAGAAAUUUCAACACAUUCCAUUCCCAAGACUCAAUGCGGUACUUUGGAAUAUAUGAGUUAUGAAAUGCUUAAUAAGGAGCCCUAUGAUCAACUCACAGACAUGUAUUCUUAUGGAGUAAUUCUUUUUCAAAUGAUGAUUGGCAAGUCCAUCAUGUUUUCAAUGGAACUUCGAAAAAAUCCAAAUCUUUUUAUGGACUUGGAACAUCAAUGUAUCGAAGAUUUAGGAUAUUCUCGUGAUCUCUUUCAAUUAGCCAAAUCAUUGGUGAGUUAUGACACUCGUGAGAGACCUUCUGCUGAACAAUGUUUGAAAAAAUUGAAUCGAUUGAAAGCUCAUUCUAGUAAGCAUCAUGGAAAACUUAAUCUAGUCUUGCAAGAUUUUAAGGCCUUGACCAAUGAUUUGAAAUUACGAGUUUUUGCAUUUCUUCAUAUUGAAGACAUGUAUCAUAUGGGUCUUACAUGUAUGGAAUUUUAUAAUUUAUGGGAACAACAUUGGUGGAAAUUACUCAUUACAUCUACCAAGCUUGGAAAAGAAAUUACCAAAUCACUCUUACAAGAAUCUCAAGGAGUAGGAUCAUCCUCUCCAACUUGCUCCUCAUCACGUCGAAAACGAUCAGGAAGUGCAAAAAGUUCUCAUUCCGAUCUCUCCAAUGUUCACAACACAAAUUCUUCAAGUAUCAUGAACACGACCAUUCGUGCCUUAAAUUUGAGCAUUACAAGUUCGAGCAGUGUCCACAAUUCUUUGGAAAUUAAUAUUUUUAAACAACAAGUUUUCAAUUAUGUGAAAUUUCAAAAACCUAAAAAGAGACGAGACAUGAAUAAGAGAGGACGGAACGUGGUGAGUGAAAUACAUCCUUCACAAAUCGAUGAAGCUGCUUUAUUUAUGGCUCGUUCCUUAAUGUUUGGAUUUUCGAGUCUUUCUAAUGAUGAAGAAUUAUCUCAACGAAAUGAUCAUCAGAACAACAAUUCCAAAGUUUUCAUGAAUUCUCGAGUUGAGCAGCAACAACAACAACAACAACCACCACUAAAUACUUUGAUUCAAAAGAGGAAGAAUAACAUUGAAGGGCAUGUUUCUUCUUCUCCCAUUUCCAUGGAUUCUCCUCAAAGUAAUAGUAGUAGUAGCAGCACAGCAACGACAACAAUCACUGAAAAAUCAUCAUCCUUAGAAGACACAAGAGAUUUGAAACAUGAUCUGAAAAAAAUUCCACCCCAUACACGUCACGACGUAUCACAUGCUUCGUCACGAUCAUUCAUGUCCUCAUUGCAUCCCUUAUUGAAAUAUAUUUUUAACAUUUCACAUCCAUUGGAAUUUUCGGAAGAGGAGAAGGAUGGAAAAAAUUAUAGAGAUCAUGUAGAAUCGAAAAUAUCUAAAGAAGCCAUUCUAUUUCUUUGUAAACUUGUCAUCAAAUAUGGAUGUAAAUAUGGCCGAGUGUAUGUGAAUGUGAAAUUUCCAGUCGAUGCUCAACCUAAAGAAAUUCAAGCACUUUCGAUUUGGCAAGAUCCCUACAAUACAAAAGGAAUUGGAUUUUGGAGAAUGUUAAAAUUGGGUAUUGUCAAGGCACCCAAAAGUUUAGGUCUUAAAUCCAUUUAUCGAUCCAUUAAGGCAGCCGAAUGUAUGGAAAACAUUCAUUCUCAACUCAUGCCCAUCCAUGAAAAACCUCAUUGGACUCUCCUUGCCCUUCUCGUUUCACCUCUCGAACGAAAGAAAGGUCUCGGAAGUGAAGUAUUAAUGCCCAUUCUGAGAGCUAGCGAUGAAGCCACGUUACCCAUCUUUACCAUUUUGUAUCAUCAUCAAGAAGAAGAACCAUGUACACACGAGAAGGUCAUUAAGGAAUUGAGUGAGAAUCGAGACCGAACGAACAAGAAAUAUAACCAAGAACGAGAUGCAUUGAGUGUGGUGUCUUAUGGCGGCGCAUCCGACGUUGAAGCGCACUAA